Messenger RNA from Trifolium pratense (red clover), 682 nucleotides. Its product is annotated as probable histone H2A.2. The coding region runs from base 78 to 533 and encodes 151 amino acids. The transcript has 2 exons. The record is from RefSeq and is a predicted model, not a curated record. Gene Ontology annotation, cellular component: nucleosome. Lineage: Eukaryota; Viridiplantae; Streptophyta; Magnoliopsida; Fabales; Fabaceae. Gene Ontology annotation, molecular function: DNA binding; protein heterodimerization activity; structural constituent of chromatin.
ACAUCUUCCAUUUUCAUCUUCAUCACACUCUUCAUUUCUCACUUCACAAAACACCGAUUUCAAUUUUCAAUCUCGCAAUGGAUACUUCCCCAAAAUCGAAGAAAGGAGCUGGAGGAAGAAAAGGAGGAGGUCCAAGGAAGAAGUCAGUAACCAGAUCCACUAGAGCCGGUCUUCAAUUCCCCGUCGGAAGAAUCGGCCGUUACUUGAAGAAAGGUAGAUACGCUCAGCGUGUUGGUACCGGAGCUCCGGUUUACUUAGCCGCCGUUCUUGAAUAUCUUGCUGCUGAGGUUCUUGAAUUGGCUGGAAAUGCUGCACGUGACAACAAGAAGAAUAGGAUAAUCCCAAGGCAUGUGUUAUUGGCUGUGAGGAAUGAUGAAGAGCUUGGAAAAUUGCUUGCUGGUGUUACAAUUGCUCAUGGUGGUGUUCUUCCAAAUAUUAACCCAAUUCUUUUGCCUAAGAAGACUGAUAGAUCUACUACUGCUAGUAAGGAGCCAAAGUCUCCAAAGGCUAAGAAAUCUCCUAAGAAAGCUUAGAUUUAGAUUCUAGGGUUGGUUAAUGAAUUAGUAUGAAUUUUGUGCAUAUCUAAGCUUAGGAUCCUGUUAUUUAAUUUGGUUGAAACAAUGUAAUUUGGAUCUCAUGUAUCAGUUUAAUUCAUCAAUGAAAACAUCUUUGUUUUUAGAAA